Colletotrichum orchidophilum is the source of this 939-nucleotide messenger RNA. RefSeq names its product ribosomal protein S9/S16. The coding region runs from base 1 to 939 and encodes 312 amino acids. NCBI's taxonomy places the organism in Eukaryota, Fungi, Ascomycota, Sordariomycetes, Glomerellales, Glomerellaceae. Gene Ontology annotation, molecular function: RNA binding; structural constituent of ribosome. Gene Ontology annotation, cellular component: mitochondrial small ribosomal subunit; ribosome. The record is from RefSeq and is a predicted model, not a curated record. Gene Ontology annotation, biological process: translation. The transcript has 2 exons.
AUGUCCAGCUUACGCCAUGGUCUGCAGCAGACUCUCUGCUUGCGCCAACUGGCAAAGGGCCAGUUAAUGAAGCCUCAAUGGCAACGGUUGAGCCUGCAGUCCAGCUUUUCGAGCAUUUCGACCACGAGCCAUCCUGAAGCUCAACAGAACGAACCCGAAGUCGACACGAACCUGACGUUGCCUCCCCAAAGUCCCUUCUUUGGCAUUGAUAAGGCCCGCCCGCUCCCCGUCUCGCCGUCCUACUUCUCCAGAGAACCUCGCUUCAACGACGCCUACAUCCGACUAUCUACUCUUGUGCAGAGAUACCAGCACCUUCCUCUGGCGCCCCCGGAACUGGUCUCGCGACAAAUAUGGAGGAAUUUGAAGGGCUACCGACAGAUUACCGGAGAACCAGUCAAGGCGAUGCCGUUCAGCCAGGUUCUGAGCAUGGUCAAGCGGUUGCAUCAGAUCCACCCUGGGCUGAUGCCCAGCGAAGUCAAGGAAGCCCUACAAGAAUUUAAACGCGACAUCGACCCGUACAAGAACACUGCCAGGGUCGUGCCUCUCGACAGAUUUGGACGCGCUCUGGGUGUCGGCCGCAGGAAGACUUCGAGCGCCCGCGCUUGGGUUGUGGAGGGUACUGGAGAGAUGCUGGUCAACGGUAAACCCCUGAACGAGGCAUUCGGCAGGAUUCACGACCGUGAGAGCGUCAUCUGGGCGCUCCGAAGCACCGGAAGAACAGACAAAUACAAUGUAUGGGCACUUGUCGAAGGCGGUGGAGUGACUGGACAGGCCGAGGCUCUCACAUUGGCGAUUGCCAAGGCCGUCAUGGUCCACGAGCCAGCUCUGAAGCCAAUACUAAGAAAGGCUGGCUGCAUUACGCGUGACCCGAGACAAGUUGAAAGAAAGAAGCAUGGCCAUGUCAAGGCCAGAAAGAUGCCCGCCUGGGUCAAGAGAUAG